Messenger RNA from Etheostoma spectabile (orangethroat darter), 3840 nucleotides. It is a transcript of the gene gal3st4, whose product is annotated as galactose-3-O-sulfotransferase 4. The transcript is spliced from 4 exons. The coding region runs from base 292 to 1824 and encodes 510 amino acids. NCBI's taxonomy places the organism in Eukaryota, Metazoa, Chordata, Actinopteri, Perciformes, Percidae. Gene Ontology annotation, biological process: glycolipid biosynthetic process. Gene Ontology annotation, cellular component: membrane. Gene Ontology annotation, molecular function: galactosylceramide sulfotransferase activity. The record is from RefSeq and is a predicted model, not a curated record.
CUGCGCUCUGUUCCAGUGUGUGUGUCGGCAGUCGGCAGAAUAAACGUUAGAGCGGUCUGUACCCAGACAGAGGGAAUUCUGUUAAAGCCUCGGUGAGGACUGAAGCUGCGUUCAGUAUCCUGCAGACCGACCCGGGCUCCGUGUGGGGCCGCUGCGGCUCCGGCUCCGGCUCCAUGGCCUGAUCUGUACCGGCGGCGGACGGACCGGCUGCAGCGAAAGCCUUCGAGAUGCUCCGAGCUCUCUGCAGCUGCACAAUAACACCGUCACCGAUACCGGCCCGGGGACUCAGCUAUGAUUUUCAGACGGAGAGCCAGGAUGUUGCGGUGGCUGGUUUGUGGUCGUUUGGGUCCAGUCUGGAUGUGGAAGGCGCUGCUGCUCUUCGUUGCCAUUGGGUUUGCUGGCCAGCUGUUGGGGGUCAUCUUCAACAAGAGCAGUGUCCAGUCAGCCGGUCGCUCCAUCUUCUCUUCCCCCGAUGCCCAGGGGCCCUCACUGGGCUCCUGUCAGCCCCACACCCACAUCAUGUUCCUCAAGACACAUAAGACGGCCAGCAGCACUGUGCUCAACAUGCUGUACCGCUUUGGGGAUGAGCGUGACCUGCGCUUCGCCCUGCCACUGGGCUACCAGCUGGGCUACCCACUACCAUUCAACGCUCACAGGGUCAAAGGUUACAGAGGUCCUAGAGCCGUGGAGUUCCACAUCAUGGGCAAUCACAUGAGAUUUAAUAAGGCUGAGACAGAGAAGGUGAUGCCUGCAGACACGUUCUAUUUCUCUAUCAUCAGGGACCCAGUUGCUCUGGCUGAGUCCUCCUUUGCCUAUUAUAAAGAGGUUGCGCCUGCUUUUCGGAAAGCCAAAAGCUUGGGGGACUUUGCUGACGACCCUAAGAAAUACUACGACCCCCGCCUUCGCAACAACCACUACGCCCGGAACCUGUUGUGGUUUGACUUUGGCAUGGACCACAAUGCUAAUUUCUCUGUGGCACUGGCUCAGCGUGCCGAGGCCAUGAUCCGCCGCACUUUCAAGCUGAUUCUGGUGUCGGAAUACUUUGACCAGUCCAUGAUCCUGCUGAGACACGCCCUCUGCUGGCCACUGGACGCUGUCGUCUCAUUCAGCCUGAAUGCUCGGCAGCAGAAGCCCAGUGUCAUCGGGGGGAUGAGCGGGAGCUGGGUGGGCAAAGCAGCUGCGGCGGCCGGCGUUGGUGCUAGAGUGGUACGUUCCCAAGCCAAAACGCUGACCAAUGUAACGGAGGAACAGCGGGAGAAGUUGCGGCAAUGGAAUGCCCUGGACUGGCAUUUAUAUAAAUCCUUCAACCGAACCUUCUGGGAGGAAAUCAAUAGGUUUGGUCACUCCCAGAUGGAGCAGGAAGUAGCUCUUCUCAGGAUGCGGCGGGAAGAUUUGGCUCGGGUUUGUCUCAGGGAUGGCGGAAAACCUGUAGAAUCACACCGGAUCAGAGACAAAAACAUCCGCCCGUACCAGAGCGGAUUGGUGAAAAUUCUCGGCUACGAGCUCCAGCUGGGGCUGGACAACGCCACCAGGACGGCCUGUCUGAAGAUGAUCAGGCCUGAGAUCCAGUACAAGGACGUGCUGGAUGCUAAACAGUUCCCACGGGCUCUGCCGGCCCAACCCCAGCCAGGCCAACAGAACCAGGGCCUGAUGGUAGCAGCAGGUGGCUCUCUUUUAAGACAAGACUCGUCCAGGACAGGAGAGAGGCUGGUAGGGGGAGAGGCUGGGGGGAGGACAGUGGAGGAGGGGGAGAGGGACUGGGAUGGCAGCCGCUUAAUGAGGAGGAACCUGACUUUAUUACGAGGGCAAGAAAAAGGCAGAUGAGGUUGGAGGUGAGUCUCGUUCCCAAAUAUGGUACCUUUGGUCUUUGGACAUAUGGACUAAUGAAACUGAAAACUGAGCCAAGUGUGGUUUAUACAUGAGAAAACAAAAAGCUCCUCCUUUGUACUUCCACUUUUUGGUUGUUUGCUUGUUUUCUUAAAAACUGUCUUUGCUUUUACUUGGUGUCAUUCUCGUGGACUUGACCCUUGACUGCUGAGAGCCUGGGAUGCUUUCAUGGCAUGCGGUAACAAGUUGAAGAAAAGCGAAAGGACCACUUUGUUUUUUUAGAGAAGCACUCUAAAAGUGUUGGCAGGUACCUUCCGCGAGGCUGUUUAUACCCUGUUCAUAUUAAUACUUUUUAAGAGAUAUGAUGUUCACGUUGUCCUCAGUGCACAUGCUUGAAACUUCUUAACGUAAAGGUACAUUUAGCCCCAGUUUUUGCCUUUCAUGCUGUACCAUUACAUUAUGUCACUGAGCUAAGCACCUGUUUUCUCUUCAAGACAAACACAAGCUAUUUUAAAACCUUUUCCCAGAAUCCUCCAAGACUCUUUUUGCAAUCUGGCCAAAGAAACAUUCUGCUUGCUGCAUUAUACAUGUUUCCAAAGAAAUGUAUUAAUUUAUAUUGAUCAAAACAAAGACCGUAGCCGGAAAUGUCAUAUUUCCCUUCUCAAUGUAAAUUUACAAAUUUAAAUUAUUUAUUGUCAGUCAUACUUGUCUAUAUUGAUGCUCCUUUCAAUUAUUUUAUAUUUUCCAUAUUACGCAUUUAUGUUGUACAUCAUGCACAAAACGAGCAAGGAGAUAUGUUAAUUCCCUCUACCUGAAUAAGGAACCUUUCUGCGGAAAGAUUGUUUUUACAUUCAGGGUCUUUGUGAGAAUUCUAAAUGUUAAACCACCUUCUGGGUUUUUCAAAGAUUGAUGGGUAUUUUUCAGAAAGCUGCAUGCUUAGCUCUGUGACUCUACAGUAAUACACGAGAGGCACAAACCAUGGUUAACCUAUGUAUGCAACACUAAUUUUCCUUUGCUUAUAUGAUUUGUAAAGUCAGUAUAGGCUGGUAUUUGUUAAUGAACAAAAAGUAUUAGGAUCAUUUUCCUAUUUAUCUUUUGAAAAACACUUUCAGUAGUCAGUAUUGAGCCUGUGUAGAACCACUAAUGGAAACCGCUUCUUAAAUAUCCCUUCUCUAAUACAAAAAGGGAGAACCGUCCGAGGCCUGUGCUUCUGCUCUGAACGCUUGAAUUUCAGCAGCCUGUAGGAGGCUGGUUAAUGUCAGCAUUUGGGCACAAUCCUCCUUUCGCUAUCUGCUGAUAUCCAGCUGUCGACACAUGCAAGAACAGUACCAUGGAGUUCCAAUUCUUUGUCUUAAUGUCAGGUAUUGAUAAUUAAAUAAUAUGAGCGUGGGCCAAAAUAUAUCAAGAGCGCUGCAUGUUAAAGAUGCAAACCCUGAUUCUAUAUAAUUCACAAUAAAAUAAAUAAAGUCCUCCACAAUUCCUGCCAAGUAAACUUUGAAUAAUGGGCCUGCAGGUAUUUGGGGAAUUUUAGAUUGUUAGUGAAAAAAACAAAGUGAGAAUGUCAAAGUUUAGGACGAAAAAAACAAAUGUACGGUGUCUAGAGGGCCAUGGUUAGCAUUGCAUAGCCUCUGGUGUGAUUGACAGGUCGGCUUGUAGCCACACCCUUAAAGCAUGCCCUGCUUUAACACCUAUUUUAAAAUAAAUGCAACCAUAAUUUACAAAAUUAACAUCUGUCUGUAUUGAAGAAGACCUAAAAAUAGCAAUUGAGAUUACAAACUCAAAACAAUGAAGUGAGACGAGAGAAGGGUCAUUUUCUCAUAAACUUCUACAGAAACUGACUUCUGACAGAACGCGGCUUUAAGGUACUUUCACAAUGGCUUCACUUUUCAGACUAGGAAGCCUGGUCCAUUAUUUUUACAGUCUAUAAUCACAUUACUGUUACAGCCUGGUCUUGGGACUCAUUGUCAUUGACUUGCUGCUCCAUUUAGAGUCAAAUCUUGCAACAUACUUAGC